AUGGGGCGAUGUUCGGCUCUGCCUUUUGGUAUUACUCUGUUCUCGUCGUCCGUAAAACACUUUGGCUAUAUUGCUGGCCGUCGUCGACUUGCCCUUAACCCAUAUAAUUCGUUGCCGAAACCACCAGUACCAAAACUUGAGCAUACUCUGUCAAGAUAUUUGGAGUACGCCGACGUUGUUGCCGGUAAUAAUCGAGGUGCAUUUGAAAAAACAAAAAUUGCAGCCAAAAAAUUUUUGGCAGAUCAGCAGCAUUUACAAGAAAAAUUGGAAAAAAUUGCAAAACACGAUGAAAACUGGGUAAGUUUUUAAAA
Molecule: messenger RNA, 311 nt
Organism: Enterobius vermicularis (human pinworm)
Lineage: Eukaryota; Metazoa; Nematoda; Chromadorea; Rhabditida; Oxyuridae
Source: the annotation of a GenBank genome assembly